This is a messenger RNA of Phyllostomus discolor (pale spear-nosed bat), 4022 nucleotides long. It is a transcript of the gene STYXL2, whose product is annotated as serine/threonine/tyrosine interacting like 2. Gene Ontology annotation, biological process: negative regulation of MAPK cascade; protein dephosphorylation. The record is from RefSeq and is a predicted model, not a curated record. Lineage: Eukaryota; Metazoa; Chordata; Mammalia; Chiroptera; Phyllostomidae. Bases 127 to 3615 code for a protein of 1162 amino acids. Gene Ontology annotation, molecular function: MAP kinase phosphatase activity; protein tyrosine/serine/threonine phosphatase activity. Gene Ontology annotation, cellular component: cytoplasm. The transcript has 6 exons.
CUGGGGAGACAGGCGGGCCCCUCCCCGGUGGGGCCUCGGCCCCUUCCCCCGGCUCCCUCAGUCCCCGGGAGGCCGCCCCUUGGUGUGGAGACUACUUGGGCAGCUCCGCAAGCCUGACCGGCCGUCAUGGCGACCUGCAGGGACCGCGAGGAGGAGCAGGUGGUCCCCAGCGAGGAGGAUGAAGUGGACGUGAGGGCGGUGCAGGCCCGGUACCUCCGCAGCCCCUCGCCCAGCCGGUGCUCCGUGGUCUCGGAGGCCGACACCGAGAGCAUCUUCAUGGAGCCCAUCCACCUGUCCUCGGCCGUGGCGGCCAAAUGCAUCAUCAGAGAAGAACUGAAGCCGCGGGGGCCGAAGGCCGCGGCCGAGUGCCCGGGCAUGCUGGAGUCCGCCGAGCAGCUGCUGGUGGAGGACCUGUACAACCGCGUGCGGGAGAAGAUGGACGACCGCAGCCUAUACAACACGCCCUGCGUCCUGGACCUGCAGCGGGCGCUGCUCCGGGACCGCCAGGAGGCGCCCUGGAACGAGGUGGACGAGGUCUGGCCCGGCGUCUUCAUAGCGGAGAAGAGCGUGGCCGUGAACAAGAGCAGGCUGAAGAGGCUGGGCGUCACCCACAUCCUGAACGCCGCGCACGGCACCGGCGUGUACACGGGGCCCGAGUUCUACUCGGGCCUGGACAUCCAGUACCUGGGGCUGGAGGUGGACGACUUCCCCGAGGUGGACAUCUCCCGGCACUUCCGGAAGGCCGCCGAGUUCCUGGACGAGGCGCUGCUGACCUACCGAGGGAAAGUCCUGGUGAGCAGCGAGAUGGGCGUCAGCCGCUCGGCCGUGCUCGUGGUGGCCUACCUGAUGAUCUUCCACCACAUGGCCGUGCUGCAGGCCCUGCUGACCGUGCGGAAGAAGCGGGCCAUCUACCCCAACGACGGCUUCCUGAGGCAGCUGCGGGAGCUCAACGAGAAGCUGAUGGAGGAGAGGGACGAGGACUUCGGCCAGGAGGGGGACUCGCGUGAGGCGGAGGAGGGCGAACAUGCGGGGAGCCCCGUCGGGGCCGGAGUGCAGGGCCUCACCGUGGAGGAGGUGGACGAUGCCACCAGCCACCUGAGUGGCUCCUCCCUGGGGAGGGCCAGCCUGGCCUCCAAGCCCCUCCCCCUCAUCGACGAAGAGGAGGAGGAGAAACUGUACGAGCAGUGGAAGAAGGAGCAGGGCGUCCCCACGGGCACGGGCACGGCCCCCCGGGGCGGGGAUGGCAGGGGCUCAGCCCAGGGUGGGGAGGAGCCCGAGGACCAGGACCUGGAGAGGAUCAUCCGGGAGUGGCAGAGCCGCAACGAGAGGUACCAGGCGGAAGGGCACCGGAGGUGGGAGCGGGAGGAGGAAGAGAAGGAGGAGGUGGAGACAGAGGAGGGAGAGGCCAGCUCCCAGGUGGGGAGCAGGCGCAGGCGGACCCUGAGCGAGAGCAGCACCAUGGAGAGCGUGAGCAGCCGCGACAGGCGGAUCCUGUCGCAGCAGCUGGAGGGCGGCCGCCAGCAUGGGGGUGGCCGGCGCCGCUGCGACUCCACGUCCACGGAGAGCACCUGGGACAUGUGGAACCAGAGGCUGCUGGAGAUUGAGGAGGAGGCUUCCCGGAGGUACCGCUCCCGGAGCCGGAGAGAGGAGGUGGACGCCGGCUCGGAGGCGGGGAGCAGGGCGCGAGAGGAUGACGAGGAGAGCGUGCUGUCCGAGGCCAGCUCCUUCUACAACUUCUGUAGCCGGAACAAGGAGCGGCUCACCGCGCUGGAGAGGUGGAAGGUCAAGAGGAUCCAGUUCGGGUUUCACAGGAGGGACUCGGAGGCGGGAGACGGCGGCGGUGAGCAAGGCACAGAGGGGGCCGUGCAGGAGAGGCGCGCGUCCGACGUCAGCCUGACCGCCUACCAGGCCUGGAAGCUGAAACACCAGCAGAAGGUGGGCAGCGAGAACAAGGAGGAGGUGGCCGAGCUCAGCCAGGGCGAGGCCUCUCUGUCGGCCAAGAAGAGGCAGCGGAGGCUGGAGCUGCUGGAGAGGAGCAGGCAGACGCUGGAGGAGAGCCAGUCGCUGGGCAGCUGGGAGGCCGGCAGCGCGGCGGCCACCGGCAGCAUCCCCCUGUCUGCCUUCUGGUCGGCAGCCCCCUCGGUCAGCGCCGACGGGGACACGGCGUCGGUGCUCAGCACCCAGAGCCUCGGCGCGUGCCCGUCUCGGGCCGUGAGCAGCGCAGGCGGGUGCCCGGCCUCCGCCCCCGCCACGCCGCUGCCCGACCUGCCCGUGGGGCCCGGAGACACCAUUUCCAUCGCCAGCAUCCAGAACUGGAUCGCCAACGUGGUCAGCGAGACUCUCGCCCAGAAGCAAAAUGAGCUGCUGCUGCUGUCCCGAGCCCCGUCCGCGGCGAGCGACAGGGCGGCCCCUGCAGCCGGCCGCCCGGGGGACGACCAGGUGUCCACGCUCAGCGUACAGAGCGCCUCCUCCGUGGGCCUCCCCCCUCCGAGCCACGCACGACCCAGCCCCGACACGCAGUCCGUGCUGUCCGAUCACAGCGUGCUGGGCUCCGGGGCCAGGGGCGCGGGCAGCGGCGUGAGGGGGACCAGCAAGCCUGCCUACAGCCUCUUCGCCGACCACGUCAACCUGAAGGAGCUCGGCCAGAAGGAGAGGGAGAUGCAGGCGGAGCUGAGGGAGAAGAUGUCCGAGUACAAGGUGGAGAAGCUGGCCUGUGACCACAAGCGCAGCCACCUCUUCAAGAAGAAGAAGAAGGUCCGGGAAGAGGAGGACGGGGGCAUGGGGGACAGGGACGAGGACGCGGACAGCGCCAUAGGCAGCUUCCAGCAUUCUUCCCGCGGGGGCUCCCAAAAACCGGACACGGACGCCGGCUCCUCCCUGGACGCCUCCGACCGCUACGGCAGUGGCGGCGGCAGAGGGGCCGGCGGCGAGAGGGACAGCAGUGUCACUAGGUGGCUCAGCGGCCUCGGGACAGAGGGACGGUCUUCUCCCCAGAGCGACUGGUCUGGAAGCUCGCGGGGGAAGCACGCCAGGUCGUCGCUGCUCCGGGAGACCGAGUCCAAAUCCUCCCGGUACAAGUUCUCCGAGUCGCGCUCGGGGGAGCAAGACACCGCCUACCAGGCGGCCGAUGGCAGCGCCGUGAGAAGCACUUCGCGCUUCUCCUCCUCCUCCUCCAGGGAGGGCAGGGAGACGCACCGGUUCUCCAGGGCCCUGUUCAGCGAGGCCUCCAGCUCCCCGGAGGCCAGCCCGGAGCCCUCCGCGGGGGAAGAGUCCCCGGAGCCCCGGCGUGCGCCCUGGGCCAGGCCCAGGGACUGGGAGGACGUGGAAGAGUCGUGCAAAGCAGACUUCUCCGAGUUCGGUGCCAAGAGGAAGUUCACACAGAGCUUCGUGCGGUCCGAAGAGGAGGGGGAGAGAGAGAGGACGGAGCGCAGGGAAGAAGGCAGGUUUGCUUCUGGGCGGCGGGCCCGGUGCCGGCGAAGCGCGGCCGGGGAGGAGGAGGAAGAAAUGGACGACGAGGCCGUCAUCGAGGCCUGGAGGCGCCGGCAGGAGGAGACCAGGACCAAGCUGCAGAGGAGGAGGGAGAAUCCGCGGGGAGGUAGCCCCGGGGGGGACUGAGGACGCGGGGCACGGGGCACACGGUGCCCCUGCCCAUCCAGCGACUAGGGUGUACACAGGCCCGUGGAAGGGGCAGAGCUGAAGUAAGGGGUCCCAGGCAGAGGGCGGAGGGGCGGAGAGCCACGGGGGCGGGUGCUAAAGGCGGGGCCAGCUGACACCGUUUCCUAGCUUCACUUGGGCAGCGAACAGGGUCAAGCACGGACUGAAGCGGUGAGGCGGAGCGCUCACCAGGGCGCAGGAGCUGGUAGGAGGGCCCAGCCCCGGGCUGGGAGGCUGCGAGUGCGGGGCGCGCUCUGGGCGGCGGUGUUCCAGCGGGACCCGGAAACCCACCCGCGGCGAGUCUCCCUGCCCGGCGAUGCUGUGUUCUGGUUGUUUCUCUUUAAUGUUUCGGAUCUGCAUUAAACUAG